Molecule: messenger RNA, 1098 nt
Organism: Pygocentrus nattereri (red-bellied piranha)
Lineage: Eukaryota; Metazoa; Chordata; Actinopteri; Characiformes; Serrasalmidae
Gene: psmg3
Product: proteasome (prosome, macropain) assembly chaperone 3
Exons: 3
Coding region: 393-761 (122 amino acids)
Biological process (GO): proteasome assembly
Source: RefSeq, a predicted model, not a curated record
UAAAUUGACGAGAUCUCGCGUUGUAUUUCUGCUCGGUAGAAAGCCUCGGUGUUUCCUGUGCUCCGAGCCCGGCUUCAGCUGCUCCUCUCGGCCGCGGAGAUGGGGCCUACUCUGGCUAGUAGUGCCAUGGCAUUAGCAAGUGUAGCACGAUAAAAAUGAAUGAAAAACAUAUUACACUUAUUAUUUCUGUUUCUGGCAGAUACUGAAUACUCGUUUACCACUUCAGAUGAAGUAUGUGGGAAGACCGUGGUAGGAAAAAGCACAAAGCUGGUGCACUAAUACGACAAAAAUCUUCUAGUUCUUGUGCUAGUUAGGUUAUGUAGGGUUAGCUAGGUUAGCUAGUCACCCUGCUGGCUGCAUUCCAGUUGUUUAAAAAAGUGACAAGACUUGCUAUGGCACAUCAACCAUUCAUCAAAACAAGGCAAACAGAGAAAACUGUCAAUGGAAUUUCAACUCAAGUUGUUUGCACAGAAUUCAGCAAUUACAUCUUCAUCGUCCUUACACAGUAUGGGAAGAUCGGGACUCUUGUAUCUGUAACACCUGAUGCAAGAUGCAGUGACAUCAGCACACCCAUGUUUACUACUAAGGUGCUCCUAGGAAAAGAUGAGGCUCUCACGCAUGUUUAUGCCAAAAAUAUUGCAACAUUUGUGUCGCAAGAAGCAGGAAAUCGACCCGUUCUUUUGGGACUUGCACUCAAGGACUGCAGUGCUGAAAAUAUGAAAACUCUUAAAGAUAUGAUCAAAAGCUGCCAAGUGUGGUGACCAGAAGGAGUUAUGGAAAAUAUUCACGAGACAGUUUAUGGCACAAAAUAAUAAUUCUUGUGAAUAUUUUUUAAAUCGAUUAACUGUCAUCUUUUUAUGUGUUUGACGUGUUAAGUUUCAAUGUUUUUUUUCUUCAGUGUCACUGUGGAAAUGAUAUUGAAUGCAGAUUUGUAGGAUUUUAAGAGGACCAUCACUGAAUUUCUUCACUAUGGAGAGGAAUUUGUGACAUUGAAAAGCAGUCUCUAAUGUCUAAUGUCCCACACGGGACAUUACUUUCCCACAGCGACAUGCAAAAUACAUGUUAAAAUGAAUAAACGAAACCUACAUUACAUCAUCA